This is a messenger RNA of Helianthus annuus (common sunflower), 1379 nucleotides long. Its product is annotated as mannose-1-phosphate guanylyltransferase 1. Gene Ontology annotation, cellular component: cytoplasm. Gene Ontology annotation, biological process: cell wall mannoprotein biosynthetic process; GDP-mannose biosynthetic process. The record is from RefSeq and is a predicted model, not a curated record. Gene Ontology annotation, molecular function: mannose-1-phosphate guanylyltransferase (GTP) activity; GTP binding. The transcript is spliced from 5 exons. Bases 136 to 1221 code for a protein of 361 amino acids. Lineage: Eukaryota; Viridiplantae; Streptophyta; Magnoliopsida; Asterales; Asteraceae.
UUUACGCGUUGACUGCAUUUCCCGUGGCCCAGUCAAACCCUCUUCUUCAGCUCUGUAUCAAAAUAUAAAUUGUAAACUUUUACAAGCCAGUUCGUUUAACCAAUCAAGCUCUGUUCUAGCUGAGAUCAUUCCACCAUGAAAGCACUUAUCCUUGUCGGAGGUUUUGGGACACGCUUGAGACCGUUAACUCUCAGCUUCCCAAAACCACUUGUUGACUUUGCCAACAAACCCAUGAUCCUGUACCAGAUUGAAGCUCUUAAGGCUACAGGAGUAACCGAAGUGGUUCUGGCUAUAAGUUAUCAACCAGAGGUCAUGCUUAACUUCUUGAAGGAUUUUGAGAGUAAGCUCGGGAUAAAGAUCACUUGCUCACAAGAGACUGAACCGCUUGGAACCGCAGGACCCCUAGCUCUGGCUCGAGACAUACUAGCUGAUAAAUCUGGUGAACCGUUUUUUGUCCUCAAUAGUGAUGUCAUUAGUGAAUAUCCCCUCAAAGAGAUGAUUGCAUUUCACAAGUCUCAUGGUGGUGAAGCUUCAAUGUUGGUCACCAAGGUUGAUGAGCCUUCAAAAUACGGUGUGGUUGUUACAGAAGAAUCAACCGGUAAAGUUGAACGAUAUGUUGAAAAACCAAAAAUAUAUGUGGGUAACAAGAUUAAUGCUGGAAUUUACCUUUUAAACCCAUCUGUUCUUGAUCGAAUCGAGCUCAAACCCACUUCAAUCGAGAAAGAAAUCUUCCCAAAAAUUGUAUCCGAAAACCAGCUAUAUGCAAUGGUUUUACCCGGGUAUUGGAUGGACAUUGGACAGCCAAAAGAUUACAUAACUGGAUUAAGACUUUACCUAGACUCACUAAGAAUGAAAUCACCAUCUAAGCUGGCUAGUGGAGCCCACAUCAUAGGUAACGUUUUGAUAGACGAGAGUGCCGAGAUCAGUGACGGGUGUUUAAUCGGGCCUGAUGUUGCAAUCGGGCCAGGAUGUGUGAUUGAGUCGGGUGUCAGACUCUCGCAGUGCACCAUAAUGCGUGGGGUCUGCAUCAAGGAACACGCGUGCAUCUCUAGUAGUAUUAUAGGGUGGCACUCGACUGUCGGGCGUUGGGCCCGAAUUGAAAACAUGACUAUUCUUGGUGAAGAUGUUCAUGUGUGUGAUGAGAUUUAUAGUAAUGGUGGUGUGGUCCUGCCACAUAAGGAGAUCAAGGCUAGUAUCCUGAAGCCAGAGAUAAUUAUGUGAAAGGUUGAAUACUCAAUUGUGUACACAAACACAUGUUUGAAGAUAGUUGCAUGAUUUGUUUUGAGUUCUUUGAAAAGUCUUAAAUGUAUUUAACUAGUAACGGAGCCCACGCUUGGCGGUGAGGUCGUAGAAGGGUGCUAGCGAGGAUAUAUUUGUUA